CAUGGACCAGGAUUGUGACCCACAAUUUGCCAAACAACGCCAAAUUGGCCGAGUUACAAUCCCUCUUUUUUUCACCAUGAAAUAUGUCCGUGCUGAUGUCUUCUGCGUUGGAUAUCGUGUCUCUUGUCUUGGACGAGGUAACUGUCCAUACGGAUCUUGAGCCUCAGGUUUACGAGGAAUGGUCUACCACUACAAACAAAGAUAUGCCAUGCACGUCUUUAAUUGAAAACGCAUGCUGUCUUCUUGACGGAUCGAAAUCCCAACCGAUAAUUGCAAGAGCUCGCAAACCAUUCGAUAUAAAUAACGCUGUCCUGGAAUUGCAUCUAAGCGACUGCGUUGUCUUUGUGCGCAAAUUGUCCCAUCAAUCAUCGACAUCUAAUGACUUGAUUGCGCGCUGGUUCAAAGGGAGAUGUGUCUCUGAAAUCUCUGUGCUGCGUUGGCUCGAGCUCGUUGCUCCUGAUUUGCCUGUUCCUCGCGUUCUAGCCGUCAGUGAGACCAAGGAAUUGAGUGUAACGAGUGUUGUGCCGGGGCUCGACGCUAUGCACGCCUACCCUCGCCUAGACGCUUUAGCAAAGGAACGUUCGGUGACAUCUUAUGCUCAGUUCGCUGUACGCAUGUUCCGGAUACCAGUUCCCCAACGAUUUGGUACUCCUCACGACUUGGACGGACAAAGUCUACUUCUCGGCCCACAUAUCGGAUUCUCCCCCGAACAUUGCGUUGACGUUUCUGAAUCCACCGAUUUACAGUCCUUUUUCGAUGGCCUCAUCGACAGUCGGCUUUUGCGUUCCUCUAUAUAUCAUCACAAAUCUGAUCCAUCCAGUCAUUCACUGUUAAGUUUCCGUUUAACGAGAUUACGCGAAGGGAUUCAGCCACUCAUCGCUGAAGUGAUAAAAGACCCGAUUCUGUCUCGCUUUGUUCUCACGCAUCAAGAUACUCGGAGCAAUAACUUGAUCCUCGAACCUGUAUCUGGUGAAAUAUCCGGUGCUGUCGAUUGGGAAUACUGUGGAUGCCUUCCAGCUGCAAUGGCUGCUCAGUAUCCUGAAUGGAUACGACCCCCGAUCGACGAGUCGCUGCAAUACAGAAAUCCCAAGGAUACGUUCUUGCACUAUACAUUCGAACUCAAAGCGGAGAGGGAACGACUCUGUGAUUUGUAUGAAGAGUGCGUCAAGGGACUAGACCAGGAGUUUUGGAAUUGUCUUGUGCUUGGCACUAGAUUACGCGACGCGUAUACCUGGAUAGCUUUAUCCAAUGGUGACCUGGAUGGCGAAGCCAUGGAUAGAUGGGUGACGGAUCAUUUGUUCGGGUCUACCGCUAACCACCGAUGUACUUGAACUAUACCCUUUCCCUAACUGUGUUACAUCUUUAACAUACUAUAAGUACAUAUCUACAUACGAUAUCAUUGGAUUCAGAAUUUGUAGCCGGUCACGCAUCGCGGGCCCAUGCCCAUGGACUCCUCCCAACGCCUUGAUUUCCCGCAAU
Messenger RNA from Lentinula edodes (shiitake mushroom), 1479 nucleotides. RefSeq lists its product as uncharacterized. The transcript is spliced from 4 exons. The coding region runs from base 84 to 1331 and encodes 415 amino acids. NCBI's taxonomy places the organism in Eukaryota, Fungi, Basidiomycota, Agaricomycetes, Agaricales, Omphalotaceae. The record is from RefSeq and is a predicted model, not a curated record.